AACAGCAGCGAUAUUGACAAUAUUCCUUACACACUUCCUUGGUGGCGGCAAAUCUUAUGGAGUGUCUUCUUUGGAGGCAUCGUAAUAGUCGGAACCGGAGGAAACCUGAUUGUGAUGUGGAUUGUCUUGGCGCACAAGAGGAUGCGCACAGUUACCAACUACUUCCUCGUCAAUCUUUCGAUAGCUGAUGCGAUGGUGUCAACACUCAACGUCACCUUCAAUUACACGUACAUGCUGAACAACGACUGGCCAUUUGGGGAAACGUACUGCAAGAUCACUCAGUUUGUCGCCGUCCUCUCCAUCUGCGCUUCGGUCUUCACGCUCAUGGCUAUAUCAAUCGACAGGUACUUGGCGAUUAUUCGGCCGUUGAAACCACGCAUGGGCCGGCGCACCACUCUGGGCAUCGCGGGCGGCAUCUGGGUUCUGGGCUCGCUUAUGUCGCUGCCCAUGCUGCUGUUCUUCACGACGGCGCCCUUGGAUAAGGCUGGCGGGGAGACGCAGAUCGUCUGCUACCCAGAGUGGCCCGACGGCCCCGGGCCGGGAUCCCUGUACGACUACAUAUAUACAGUGGUACUGAUGAUCCUGACGUACUUUCUGCCUGUUGGAUCGAUGACCUUUACUUAUGCUCGUAUUGGCAUGGAACUUUGGGGCAGUCAGAGCAUUGGUGAAUGUACACAACGCCAGGUGGAAAAUAUUCGCUCCAAGCGACGGGUGGUGAAAAUGAUGAUUGUUGUUGUGACCAUAUUUGUGGUCUGCUGGCUGCCUACACAUAUCUAUUUUAUCGUGCUGUCCUACGUACCAUCUCUCAACCAGUCUACAUAUAUCCAAGAACUUUACCUGGGUAUUUAUUGGCUCGCCAUGUCCAGCACCAUGUAUAAUCCCAUUAUCUACUUUUGGAUGAAUUCCAGAUUCCGUCGGGGCUUCAAACAGUUCUUCUCAUGGUGCCCGUUUGUGCACGUCCCGCCGGAGACGCUGUCUCGACGUGAAGCUGUCACGUCUCGCUACAGCUACUCAGGCUCCCCGGAGGCGCAGUGUCGCAUCAUGAGGAAUGGUUCGACGAGGGUGCACGGAUCGACAGAAACGGUGACGACGCACGCGGAUAUGGCGCCCAGCUACUCGACGUACCGUGGAGAGGGCGGCCGACGCUGGCGGCCGUAUGGACGCGAUCUGUCGCACAGCGUUUCCUGA
Messenger RNA from Schistocerca cancellata (South American locust), 1188 nucleotides. Its product is annotated as tachykinin-like peptides receptor 99D. The transcript is spliced from 6 exons. The coding region runs from base 115 to 1188 and encodes 357 amino acids. The record is from RefSeq and is a predicted model, not a curated record. Lineage: Eukaryota; Metazoa; Arthropoda; Insecta; Orthoptera; Acrididae. Gene Ontology annotation, biological process: G protein-coupled receptor signaling pathway. Gene Ontology annotation, molecular function: tachykinin receptor activity. Gene Ontology annotation, cellular component: plasma membrane.